AUGGCACACUUGGAAGCACGCAAGCAUAUUUCUCCGGACUCGGGCUUUCCUAUCACACUCCACCCAGUAUUUAACCCAAAGAUCAAGGCGCACACGCCCCCAGAGCCCAUACGAGAAGAGGUCACUCCGGCCAAAGACAGGGCCUUCUUUGCUGAUCCCGAUAAGGACGCACUGUUCUCAGUAGCGAAGCGUGUCGACCUGACCGAGUCCAUUGGCACCGUUCUUGAGAAUGUGCAACUCUCCCAACUGAAUCCCCAACAACUCGACGAGCUCGCCCUUCUGGUCAACGAACGCGGUGUCGUCUUCUUCCGGGAUCAAGAUCUUACGACAGAUCAACAGGUGAAACUGUUCGAACACUACGGUGUUCUUGACAAGCAUCCUGCCCAGAAGGAUCAACGACACGUCAUCAUCAAAGGCAGCCGAGAAGACCAUCGCGAGAUCCUCUCUUACACUCCUUGGCCAUCCGGCGACUUCCACGCCGACACUUCUUUCGAGGUCAAUCCGCCUUCAUACUCUCUCCUGCGGAUGGAAGAGCAUCCCGCUGUCGGUGGAGAUACUGCCUGGGUAUCACAAUACGGCUUGUACGAUGCACUGAGCAAAGCACUCAGAGGGUUCCUCGACAGCCUUCAUGCGGUGCACACCUCCAGACUGCAGUAUGACACCAUCCUUGAUCUGUGGGGUGUAGGACCGAAUCGGCCGCCGAUCGACACUCAUCAUCCAGCCGUCAGGACACAUCCUGUGACCGGGCUCAAGGCAUUGAAUGUGAACCCAGGCUUCGUAACCGGCUUUGCUGAAUUAUUGAAGAAGGAGUCAGACAAGUUGCUUGAGCUCUUAGAAUACCAUAUCCAUUCUGCAGAUGAUCACUACGUGCGUUGGAAGUGGGCGGUAGGUAGUGUCGCCAUGUGGGACAACCGCUGCACUUUGCAUCGUGUCAUCCCUGGGACAUACGAGGGGAACAGAAAGGGCAUUCGGACCACCGUGUUUGGCGAAAAGCCAUACCUGGACCCAAAAAGUGAGAGUCGCAAUGAGCGGGCACAACGGCUCAAGGCAGCCGCUGCCAACGGCUGUUCCGACAACGGAGAGAUCAGGACAAAUGGCUCGGCUGAUGUCCCAGCUUAG
Exophiala viscosa is the source of this 1119-nucleotide messenger RNA. Its product is annotated as alpha-ketoglutarate-dependent sulfonate dioxygenase. NCBI's taxonomy places the organism in Eukaryota, Fungi, Ascomycota, Eurotiomycetes, Chaetothyriales, Herpotrichiellaceae. Gene Ontology annotation, molecular function: 2-oxoglutarate-dependent dioxygenase activity. The transcript is spliced from 4 exons. The record is from RefSeq and is a predicted model, not a curated record. Bases 1 to 1119 code for a protein of 372 amino acids. Gene Ontology annotation, cellular component: cytoplasm.